Molecule: messenger RNA, 2042 nt
Organism: Dipodomys spectabilis (banner-tailed kangaroo rat)
Lineage: Eukaryota; Metazoa; Chordata; Mammalia; Rodentia; Heteromyidae
Gene: Cntfr
Product: ciliary neurotrophic factor receptor
Exons: 10
Coding region: 284-1402 (372 amino acids)
Biological process (GO): cytokine-mediated signaling pathway
Cellular component (GO): CNTFR-CLCF1 complex; external side of plasma membrane; ciliary neurotrophic factor receptor complex
Molecular function (GO): cytokine binding; ciliary neurotrophic factor receptor activity
Source: RefSeq, a predicted model, not a curated record
GCGGCGGCGGCAGCGGCAGCGGAGGCGGUGGCUCCAGCCGGCGCGGCGCGGCGCGGCGCGGGGUUCGGCUGUGGGAUCCGACCGCGGUGCUAGCUCCGCGCUCGGGGCUUCGCUCCCUACCCAGGGGCGGACGAAGGGCGCGGCGCGGAGCCUUGGUGGCCCGAGGGCGCGAAUCCAGCCUUGUCACGCCAUCCUGCCUCCUUGUUUUGGAAGUCCUGGGACGACUUUGGUCUGGAGGAGGAGGAGGAAGAUUUUGAUGUGUGUGGAGUGUGGUUGGUAGAAGAUGGCUGCUCCUGUCCCGUGGGCCUGCUGUGCUGUACUUGCUGCUGCUGCUGCUGUUGUCUACACCCAGAGACACAGUCCACAGGAGGUACCCCAUGUACAGUAUGAGCGACUGGGCUCCGAUGUGACACUGCCCUGUGGAACAGCAAACUGGGAUGCAGCUGUGACGUGGCGGGUGAAUGGGACGGAUCUGACCCCUGACCUGCUCAACGGCUCUCAGCUGGUGCUCCGUGGCCUGGAACUGGGCCACAGUGGUCUCUAUGCCUGCUUCCACCGUGACUCCUGGCACCUGCACCACCAAGUCCUGCUACAUGUGGGCUUGCCACCGCGGGAACCUGUGCUCAGCUGCCGCUCCAACACUUACCCUAAGGGCUUCUACUGCAGCUGGCAUUUGCCCACCCCCACCUACAUCCCCAACAUCUUCAAUGUGACUGUACUGCAUGGCUCCAAAAGUAUGGUGUGUGAGAAGGACCCAGCCCUGAAGAACCGUUGUCACAUCAGAUACAUGCACCUGUUCUCCACCAUCAAGUACAAGGUCUCCAUAAGUGUCAGCAAUGCCCUGGGUCACAACGCCACGGCUAUCACCUUUGACGAGUUCACCAUUGUGAAGCCCGAUCCUCCAGAAAAUGUGGUAGCCCGGCCAGUGCCCAGCAAUCCUCGCCGUCUGGAGGUGACAUGGCAGACUCCCUCAACCUGGCCUGAUCCUGAAUCCUUUCCUCUCAAAUUUUUUCUGCGCUACCGGCCCCUCAUCCUGGACCAAUGGCAGCAUGUGGAGCUGUCGGACGGCACGGCCCACACCAUCACGGAUGCCUAUGCUGGGAAGGAGUACAUCAUUCAGGUGGCUGCCAAGGACAAUGAGAUUGGGACAUGGAGUGACUGGAGCGUGGCUGCUCAUGCCACACCCUGGACCGAGGAACCACGACACCUCACCACUGAGGCCCAGACCCCGGAGACCACGACCAGCACCACCAGCUCACUGGCACCCCCUCCCACCACGAAGAUCUGUGACCCUGGGGAGCUGGGCAGCGGCGGAGGACCCUCAGUACCCUUCGUGAUUGGUGUUCCUGUCAUUCUGGCCCUGGCUGCCGCUGCUGCUCCUGCCAGCAGUCUCCUGAUCUGAGCCCGGCGUCCCAUGAGGACAUGCCAGAGCACCUGCAGAGGAGCAGGAGGCCGGAGCUGAGCCUGCAAGACCCCGGUUUCUAUUUUGCACACGGGCAGGAGAACCUUUUGCAUUCUCUUCAGACACAAUUUGUAGAGACCCCGGCAGGCCCGGGCCUGCCGUCCAGUCCCAUACGUAGCCCCACCACACCAAGCCGGCCCUCCUCCCUCCCUCAGGGGAGAAGGACCAUGCAGCUAACCCACCCACCAAAGACCCCCCCCCCUUUACCCUGGCCCCUCCCUUGGGCUGGAUCCUCCAAUGCCAGCGACUCCCAGGAGCCCUUGGGGGGGGGCCUGAGGGGAGCCCCUCACAUCCAGUUUCUCCUCCUGCCCCAGCCUCCUGUCUGUCCCAGGGUCUCUGUUGCCACCAUCAGAUUAUAAGCUCCUGACGCUGGGGGGGCCCAGCCAUCCCCCUCCCCCCAGUGCCCAUACUUUUCAGUCCCCCACCUCAGUCCCCUACCUGUUUUGUACAACUCUUCCCUGACCCUGUCCUACGCCCAGUAUUUAAUGCCCCCUGUCAGUCCCUCUAGUCUGACUCAAUGGUAACUUGCUGUAUUUGAAUUUUUUAUAGAUGUAUAUACUGGGGUGGGAGGGGUGGGGGG